CGUCGCGAAUUGUCGGUUUUGCUGCUGUCGCCGCAAUGUGUAGACCCUGCCAAGGGCCUAGUCAAAAUUUACCCCAAUAAAAUUUCAAUUUUUUAAUUUUCGGAAAUCCAAAUGUCUUAGCAUACAAUCAUGAGGAGCUCCAGCUCUGAAUUGCUCCUUGACCAACAAGAGGAGCUCAGGAAGAGGAAAAUUAAGGAGCUAGCCUUAGCUAAAAAGGCUCAAACGCAUCAGCAAGGAUCAAGAAGUUGUCGUGAACAAGCACUAUUUUAUGCAACUAGCUUGUUAGCUGUAUUGGCAAUGGCCGCAGGCUCCUCUUUGCUAUUCUUGGUACCACUUUACGUUGAUCCUGCUAUCUCCACAUUAGCCAGCGAUUUUGUUACUGAACCUGUCAACUGCGUUACUACUAGGCUAGACCAACUAACAGGUCUGGCAAACUGUUCAUGGAGCUCAUGUAGAGAGGGAUGUACAAGCGAUGCCUAUCACUGUACGCACAUCUAUGUAAGCUACAAUGGAACUGUAUCAGGAUUAAACAAUACAGAAGAAGCAAUACUUCUAGUUAAUAUAAAGGGCUGUGGUUAUCCGCCAAAAAUUAAAUGUGCAAACUUUACAGACACCUUUGGGGAAGAAGGAACAAUUUUUCCCUGUUAUCCUUCGCGGGAAAAUGGAACUGUAGUAUUAACUCACUACGUUAAAGAUGAACAGAUUGCCAUAAUAAUCCACUACUUCGCUGUGCCAUUCGUGGUUACCUUGGCGACAUCGGUAGCACUUUGCGUCAUGCAUUGCGAUUGCACGUGUACUCCAGCUCGACGCAGGACCAUAAAAUCUCGCAGACCUCCAAGAUUACCAUUAAGACCUGAUUAUAGUGAUGGAUCUUUAAGUAUUGGUCUUCAACCAGCGUAUUCCUAACGAUUCUUUAAUAUAGUUAAAUUAAAACAAAGUAAGAUCAGUAAUGGACAAAAGGCGAAUUGUAUACAUUUUAAUCUAAAAAAAAAUAAUUUUUUCAUAGAGGCAAUUCUAUGGUUGCCAGAAUUAAAGCAGAAAGCCAUAGAGCGCCUAAUGUCUAUUUACAUGGUUUAAAUAAAUUUACCUUUAGACAAUAGCAGUGGUGUAGCGUGGAGGGCAGGAAAAGGCGAAUGGAAAAUAAAUUCUAAGAAAGUUCGAUGUAGAUCCGAAACAGUAAAAAAAGGUUGUUGAAAUUGUUGAAAACGUUAGGUAUUUUUCUCUAUAUGAAUCUAAUUAUUAAGAAAAUGUAUCGUUUUUUGCACCUUUUUUCGUAAGGAAGUAAAAAUUUAAAUUCGAAUUCAACUUUGCCUCAGUAACAUAUUCUAUGUUCACCAGAGUAACUGUUUUCCUUAUUCCAGAAUAACUUCGCAUUUUGCAAAACUAGGUACCUCUUUUUACAUUUUUACUUUACACACAUGUGCGGAAAAUUACCUUCUACCCUUAAUAUAUGUGGAUCUACUGCAAAUAGGUUAUUUUAUAAUAAUUUAAACAGAUAGUUUGUGGGUAAGGCGCCUACACUGGUACAUUCCUUUUAUCUACGUUGGUACUGGUAGUGGGAAUCAAAUGGUGGAUGUUUAAGAACAUACCUAAUUCAGUUGUUGCGAAAUACUCACAUGAUACUGGAAUUCAAUUCUCGUGUAUGACUAUAAAAUUCUGUCUUAACUUUACCAAAGGAAAAUCGGAACUCUCGUAGAAACCUUUAAGAAUUUCAAUAAUUGAGGUACCGAAGACAGGGAUCCUCCGGCCAUAACAACGUCAUGUUCGUCGAAAUAUUAACCUCUACAAGUAAUAGGUGAGUCCAGAAGCCUGGUUUUUAGAAGUCAACUACUUUUAUAUCUGUGAUUCAGAAAAACUAUAUCUGUGGAACUCAAGCCGCUCGCCAUGGAACAAACUGGUUUAUGACUUAGCAAAUAUUUCAUAAUCACUAAAUGGUUUAUUGUGCGCUGCUGCAAGUGGAUUCAAGUCAUACAAUCAAGUCUCUAACACGAAUGUGUCAGUCUCUUACAGAAUGUACUAGUGACACAUAAGUGAUUAGUUGGCAUAAAACUGGCAGUAUUAGUCGCCAAAUGAUUUUUUGGAUUAAUUUCUAUUGGUUUUGAGUAAUUUUGUUAAUUGUAAUAGUCGAACUUUAUCAAGAAUUAAUCAGUUUGAAAACAUGUUUUGUUUUUUUUAAUCUGCAUAUACAACAACAUCUCUCCCUUAUUCAAAAUAGUUCUUUGUAUUUUUUUUUGCACGUUGUGUCAGUCCAGAUUUUUAAGAUCUUCCCGUUGGAGUGUCGUUGCUUCGAAAGUUUUCCUUUUCAGGCGACUCCACCUAUCACAGAUACCUAGUAUGUGGUAUGAAGUUUCCUCCCCUGUACCGUAGUUUGGACAGAGUUUUCUCUUAUACGAAGAAGAUGUAGAUGCCUGUUUAGACUGAUAUGCCCAGUCAGGAUUUCCACCAAGUCUUUGAUACUCUGUCGGGACUUUAGAGCCGUCAUGGUCUGAUAUAAUUUCCUUGGGCUGCCCACAUCCUUCUGUCCUUCUCCAAUUCUUCCUUGUUUUUUUCCCAAGCCCAUUUAUUAAGUGCCUGGGAGAUUUGUUUUUUGCUAACACCUUCGUAGGCCCCGAACCUUGGUGUCCUGGAACCUACCUCAGUCUCAUUUCCCUCUAUGCUGCAAGCCUUUCCAAUGCGUCUCUGCAUUCCUGGACUAGCGCUGAGCCGGCCCUGGGUUUCUGAAUCGCCUUGAGAGCAGCUUGACUAUCAAAGUAGAUGAAAAUCCCCCGUUACCUUCCAAUGCCUCUCGUUUGUUUGCUACUUCGAGUAUAGCAAACACUGCCGCUUGGAAAACUGUGGUGUGUUUCCCUAGCGAGAAGGAUUCCCCUGUAUUCGUUUCCAUCCUGUACACUUUGGCUCCGGCUGAAUUGGUGCUAUUCAUCCAUGAUCCAUCUGGGUACCAGGCUUGAAAACCACUUGGCUCUUUAAUUUGGUUUGCCGACCAUUCUUCCCUUGUCGGGAUUUCGACUUGAAACCCCUUCUUUAACCUUAGUUUGCCACUUUCUGUAGUGCAUCUGGUCAGAAUUGGUAUGUUCUUCCACAUCCUAAGAGCAAUCGUCAUAUGACCUUAUCCUAAGUAAACAUUGCGCCACUCUCCGCUAUCCCUCAUCCUCUUAUGCGCCGCCAUGGUCUUCCUCUCAAUCCAGACUAGGAGGUCCAGUAGCCCAAGAAGAAUACUUAGUGGUGCCGCAGGUAUUGUUUUAAUUGGAUGUUGAUGACCUUCAAUACGGCUGGCCACCAUACCACGGAACCGUACGAGAUCUUCGGUCGUAUGACUGCAGUAAAGCCACUGAAGAACGUGGAGUUUUAGACCCCAUCUUGUACCUAUUGUUCGUCGUAAUUGCCAUAUUAGGGCUGUUGCCUUAUUUACUGCCUGCUCUACUUAAGUUUUAAACAUGAGCUUGCUGUUUAAAGUAACUCCCAAGCAUUUGACCUGCUGCCUAAAAGUUAGGCGAGUCUGAUACAUAAUGGGAGAUUUAAAGCCUGUCAAAUUCCGCGUCUUAGUAAAGAGAAUGAGCUCGGUCUUUUCAGGGUUGACCGACAGCCCUGUCUCUCGACACCACUGUUCUGCACGCGUCUUGCAUUCGCUCACGAACUGUGUUCACGAAUUUACUCGUGACCAUCACUAUGUCCGUCGUCCGCCUAUGCCUGUGUAUAGAAUCUUUCAAGUUCUAGCUUUUUGAGGAGACUGUCCAUCACCAGGCACCAAAGGUGUGGCGAAAGGCAACUUUCGGGCCCUUGCGGGCAGCCGCCUUUUACCCUGGUCUCGACACGACAGUCUCCUAGUGUAGCACUGAUCUUCUGGUCUUCCAGCGCCGUUUUAACCCACCUGACUAGUAUAAUGGCCAAUAAGAGACGGCCAUUAAUUCAGUUAACAACUGGUGCAAGGAAAACAAUUUACCUUUAAAUGCCCCUAAAUUUAGUGUAGUUUCCUAUACCUUAAAAAGAACUGUAUUACCAGCAUAAAAUUGAAAAUGAGAUCCUACCUAGAUCAACUUAUUUUAAGGACCUGACCCUUUUAAUGGCAUAUCGAAAAUAUCAUGCAAAGAAGUUAUAAACACCUAUUCCUUUCCUAUGGUACGGAUUCCUUUCCUUGACCUAUCCUAUACACGCCGGUAACCAGGCCGGAUGAUGCCGGAUGCAUCGUGGGGGAGGCGACAUCGUGCAUUGAAAAGUUUCGAUUGUAAUUGAUAAUUUAAUAUAGUGAAAGUGUCGAUUCGGGGAACAGGGUACAUACCCGACGGUUUUUCCGAAUCUCCUAAUCGUGCUGGCAAAUUGCCUCGUAGCAGAGCCAUCAAUUGAACAGAACAAGAAGAAGUUAAAAAUACUAAGCUUUAUUAUUCGGAACUCUCAAAUUUUUGACAAUAUCUCUAGUAUUAAACUCUUAUACUUUUUAUAAGUUUGUUCAAUUUUCAUAUGAUGGUUUGCUUUCAAGAUUAAGGAACAAGAAAGAAGAGAUUUAGUAGAUCUACAAUUUUUACAUAAAUUAAUUAAUUAAUAAUUAGCGUUAGUUGAUUCGCCGGAGAUCUUGCAACUUCUAUACUUACUCACUCCUCUUCUGUCAGCUCACAGUCCUCAAAUCUUUUAUCUUGUAAGACCUAGAACUAAGUUUUUCGCUUUUUCAAAGAGCCUGUAAUACGAACAACUCUAUACAGGAUCAGUGUGAUAUGUCAACUGUGAGUUGACCGAUAUUAAAAGAAUUCGCUUAGUUUAGAUAUUUUUGUUUUCUUAAGUUUUUAAUAAUUUAUUAAUCAAUAUAAAUUAUAAUUUGAUCUAAGUCAUUACAAUUUUUAUAUGUAUUUUUUCCACUUCAUUAUUGGAGUUUCUCCGUUGAGUGAUAUAAAUAAAUAACCAUCGGUUGGUAUAAUAAAUUUUUUUAAAUUAUUUCUUAAUUACUUAUGCGUCGAUGUGUGUGGGUUAACUGAGUAUUCAACUGCUUGAUUACGUACUUAAAAAGUUUCAUCAGAAAUUAGUUGCUACCCAGAUGAGGGGAAGUCGAGACACCGGCAAUCGAAGGAGAAAAGUAGCAAUUUGUAUUAAUACUACCAAUCGCCAACCCGAUUCGAACGAACUGCUGUUGUGUCUGCUGUUUAAUAAUUGGUUAUACGGGUUCUGUAGUGUAACGCAUUUCUAGACCCAACGCGCUUAAAGCACGCUAUGCCACUGAACAAUAGGAUUUUAUCACAAAAAGAUUGUUUUUUAUCGUCGAAUAUCGUAGUUAUUAGCUUAAAUUACAUUUAAAAAAUAAUUUCAUAUAUUUGAUUUAGAUGGAUCUUUUCCGCAAUGUCUCUUUUGGCGGUUUAUCUUCUACAAAAAAACUAAGGUUCUUAAUAUUAGUAAACGUAGACCUACUUUUGAAGUUAGACUAAACAGAUUUAACUAUGAGGAAAAUAAGCGCAUGGGCUAAAAAUAGACCAUUAAAAACAUAGCUACAAAUUGAAGCAUAUAUACCUUAGCUUAGAAGAUAGGGUUUUUUCAGGUUUUGUCACGAUGUGAGUGGUCAGUCAUACAGAUUGUAUUUUUAUAAAAAUGUAUAGUUUUGUUUAUAAAAUAUGUUAACAAUAUGAAUAAAUAGUUAAGUUAUAUGAGCAUAAAACUUGAAACAUAUUUGAUUAUAUUAGAAGUGUUGAUUUUUGUAUUAAAUUUUAUAAUAAACUGUAAUAUCUAUA
This is a messenger RNA of Anthonomus grandis grandis, 5708 nucleotides long. RefSeq lists its product as uncharacterized. The transcript is spliced from 4 exons. Gene Ontology annotation, molecular function: sodium channel regulator activity. The record is from RefSeq and is a predicted model, not a curated record. NCBI's taxonomy places the organism in Eukaryota, Metazoa, Arthropoda, Insecta, Coleoptera, Curculionidae. The coding region runs from base 130 to 906 and encodes 258 amino acids. Gene Ontology annotation, biological process: regulation of sodium ion transport.